AACUGGCCUUGUAUACUCGAACAUAGGACCGAUCUGAGAAAGCUGCUCACAGACUGGAAUUAUUCCUUAUGUCUCGACGACAAAAUGCUGAAACUUGGAAGGUGAAGAAACGGUGAUUGACUAGAAGGACAAACAAUAACCUGCCGAUGGCUUUACUGCUGGACUCGGUGUGGCUGCUGUUGGCCUUCGCUGUGGUUUAUAACCCAGCGUCCGCCGGCACCUGUUCAACGCAGGAGUUUAGUUGCGCUAACGGGGUUUGUGUGACUGAGAGCUGCGUGUGCGACUUCACCGACGACUGUGGAGAUGGCAGCGACGAAAGGAACUGUUCUACAUAUCACAGGUGUGACUUUGAGGAGAGUUUCUGUGACCUGAUCCAAAGCUCAGAGACGCUCUCCACAUGGACCAGAUCCACCGAGGUCGCAGGACUCAAACACGACCACACAAACAAGACGUCAGUGCAUUUUCUGUCCCUCUCACCCGUCAGAGGAAGCAAAACCACAGCCGACCUGAACAGUCCCGUCCUCCAGCCCAGUGAGACAUGCCAGAUGAGUUUCUACCAUUAUGUUGGGACAACACAUGGAGAUCUUCAGGUCCUGGUUCGGGUUCAUCCGACAGGUCCGAGCACAGAGGUGUGGAAACGCUCCACACACCAGCAGGAGGACACAUGGCUCAAGACGGUGGUUCAGUUGUCCAGCAAUCACAGCUUUCAGGUGGUGAUUCGAGGGGAACUUUCAGCUGACAGCGAAGCCUCCGAGUUCCUGGCCGUCGAUGACUUAUCCCUCGGCCCCGGCUGCGUGACUGCGUCUGAGAGCAGUGUUUCCCCUCCACCUGCCUGCCCUCCCUCGUGGUUUGCCUGUGGAAAUGGGGAGUGCGUUGAGGAGAGCAAAGUGUGCGACUUCACCCCACAUUGUCCACAUGGAGAGGACGAAGCCAGCUGCCCCUCCGAGUGCGACUUUGAAGCUGGUGCUUGUGGCUGGUACGAGCUCACCCUCGGCGACGGCUUUGACUGGGUCAGGGGCUCAUCCGCCGAGGUGCCUCCAGAGUAUUACGGCCGCCCGCCACCACUGGACCACUCCACUAACAGCACUGAAGGUCAGUUUAUGUUUAUAUUUAAGAACAGCAGCAGCCUUUAUCCGACAGCCGUUCUCCGAGGACCCUGGUUCAAGCAGUCUGCCUCUGGCUGCACCAUGACUUUCUGGCAUUAUAACUCGGGCAUAUCUGUGGGCGCCGCCGACAUGAACCUCCGGAUCAAUGGAGAUCACAACAACACUGUCAUAUGGAGAGCGCUGUAUGAUCAAGGAACCCGCUGGAUCAAGGUCACCGUGCAGCUCGGGCGCAUCACUCAGCCCUUCCAGAUCAGCCUGGCUAAGAUCAGCCUGGGCGUGUUCGACGGCUUCUCCGCUUUGGACGAUGUCACCUUCAAGAACUGCUCGAUGCCCCCAGCGGUGGCGCAGUGUCCCACGCACACGCACUUCCACUGCGUCCACACGAAGGCGUGCGUGGAGCACCUGCAGCUCUGUGACCUUGUGGACGACUGCGGGGACGGGUCGGACGAGGAGGGGUGUUCUCCAGAGCUCCAGUGUAACUUUGAACACGGCCUGUGCAGCUGGAAGCAGGAGCAGAGCGGAGGAGACGUGUUCGACUGGACGCGCAUCCAGGGCCCGACUCCGUCCUUUAACACGGGCCCCUGGAAGGACCACACGCUGGGCACCAGACACGGCCACUACCUCUACAUCGAGUCCUCGGAGCCGCAGGAGUUCAAGGACACGGCCGUGCUGCUGAGCCGGCUCUUCCAACCCACCCACCUGCGUGACAAGGAUCCGUCCAAGUCCCGCCACUACUGCGUCUUCCGCUUCCAUUACCACAUGUUCGGAUCGCACAUAUUCCGCCUGGCUGUGUACAUGAGGACCACUGCCGUGGGCCGCGGUCACAUGCUGUGGGUUCGAUACGGAGACCAAGGAAACCUGUGGCACAGGAAGACCCUCUACCUCAACAGUGCUCGGCCUUUUCAGAUUUUAGUUGAAGGUACAGUUGGAGACGAUCUUAAUGGAGACAUUGCCAUCGAUGACCUUUCUUUCUUGGACUGUGACCCAUAUGAAGGAGAGCUCCCAACAGCAAACACCACCACACCUGUAGUGACCACCGCAGCACCCACAAUUCAGCCUCACAUCUGCCCAGAAGGAGAGUUUGCGUGUGGGGCACAUAAGGAGUGUGUUCCCUUGGGUCAAGUGUGCGACUUCAGACACGAUUGCUCUGAUGGAUCAGAUGAAGACAACUGCGUGAAGGAAAGGUGCGAUUUUGAAGAAGGGGACACUUGUGGCUGGAUGACUCUCAACCCCUCUGUGAUCUCAGCCCAUUCAUUUUGUUGGGCGCCUGAUCAAGGGGAAACCAUUCAUCUCGGAGAGCAGUACCAUCGUCCCGUCAACGACCACACCCUUAACAGUGCUGAGGGUUGGUACAUGUGUGCGGACAGUUCAAAUGGCGGCUACGGUCAAUUCACCGACCUCCAAACGCCUGUCAUCUCCUCCACCGGGCCACAGUGCACCCUGAUCUUCUGGUACCACAUGGGCGGAUUCACCGUGGGAUCGCUGCAGGUGCUACUGAAGUACGACAACGUCACUCACGAGGUUUGGGCUCAGAUUGGUAACCAAGGCAACAAGUGGAGACGAGGCGAAGUGUUUUUGGGGUUGCUGAAUAAUUUCCAGGUGGUGUUCAGAGCCAAACGGGGGAUCAGCUACAUGGGUGACGUGGUGAUAGACGACGUCAGUUUCCUGGAUUGCGCCCCUCCUCUUCCCUCAGACCAGCCGUGCACACCUGAGCAGUACGCCUGUGCGAACGGCUACUGCAUCCCCCUGGACAACCUGUGUGACUUCAUCAACCACUGCGGGGACAACUCGGACGAGAACCCUUACAUCUGCAAGGGUUAUAGCGGACGCUGCAGUUUUGAGUUUGACCUCUGUUCCUGGCGACAGUGCCGAGAGGAUGAUUUCGAUUGGCUGAUCAAAGCCGGCAGCACUCCGACACUUGGAACGGGGCCGUCCACUGACCACACCCUGAGAGAUCCCUCUGGUCACUACCUGUACCUGGAGAGCUCUUUCCCUCAGGCAUUUGGCGACACCGCCCGUGUAACAGGACCCCUACUGAGCAGCAGGAGCUCACAAUGCAAGAUGAAUUUCUACUAUCACAUGUCUGGAGACGGCGUGGGGACGCUCGCUGUGUUCAGUAAAAGCGAGGGACAUCUCCAUCUCCUCCUGAACCUGACGGGAGAUCAGGGCAACUACUGGCAGAUGAAGGAAAUCCCGCUGAGCGGCUCCAGAGACUUCCAGGUCAUGUUCGAGGGCAAGGUGGGCCGGAGUUCAAAAGGCGACAUCUGCUUGGACGAUAUCACCUUCUCUCCGGGGUGUCUGCUCGUUACGUCAGAUAGCUUACCGGACAACACUCCUACGCCUCCUCCAGGGUCCUGUCCCUCCGGCUUCCUGCCUUGUGAAAAUGGCAGAUGUUUCACUCCGGGGCAGGGCUGCGACUUCACAGACGAUUGUGGCGAUGGCACCGAUGAAAAGGACUGCGGGACGUCCUGCUCCUUUGAGGACGGCCGCUGCGGCUGGAAGAGCUCCCUGGCUGAUAAUUUCGACUGGACGCUGGGGACCGGAUCCGUCCAAAGCAUACGGCCUCCGUUUGAUCACACCCUGAUGGAUGAGAAUGGUCAUUUUGUCUACCUGGAGGCUACGCCGGUGGGCCUGAAAGGUGAUAAAGCUCAUAUUAGGAGCUCCGUCUGGAAAGAGUCCAGCGCCAUCUGCAAGCUCUCCUUCUGGUACUACAUUUCCCGUAAGGCCUCAGGAACCAUCCGGCUCCUGAUCAAGACAGACAGCGAUUUGUUGGAGGUUUGGAAUAAAACGGGGCAUCAAGGGAACAACUGGAACCGAGCAGAGGUCCCCCUGAGGAAGCUCAGGAACUUUGAAGUGAUCUUUGAAGGGAUCCGGUCCAGGGACGUGAGCGGAGGAGCUGCCCUGGAUGACCUGGAGUACAUAGACUGUGCCCCAAGUGCUGCGGAGGUCGUUAGCUGCCCUGCAGUCACGGACUUUGUGUGUCGCUGCGGUCAGUGUAUCGAGUCCCACCUGGUGUGCGACAGCAAGGCCGACUGUGCUGAUGAAUCUGAUGAAAUAGACUGCGACCACAUGAUUGCCUCUCCAGGUGCUUGUACUUUCAACAUGGAGGAGGACCAGUGGGAAGAGCGCUGCCAGCUUUCUCAAGACCUUGACGAUGACUUUGACUGGCGGAUCAGUCACAAGACCGAGACACCGGGAGCCGGACCUCAAACUGACCACAGUCCAGGUGGCGGGGGGAACUUCCUGUACGCACACUCGGCCACUCAGAGGGAGGGGGACGUUGCCGGGGUGACGACCAGGCGGCCGUUUCCUGCCAGCAUCGGCCUGUGUCACCUGCGCUUCUGGUUCUUCAUGCACGGCUCGGAGAGGAUGGGGACGCUGAAGGUCUACACAGUUGGACCCAGCGGUACCCGUCUAUUGAUGUGGGCAGCCACCGGGAACCACGGCAACCAGUGGACGUACGCCAGCGUCAUCCUGUCCAACCCGGCGCCGUUCAGAGUGACGUUCCAGGCGGAGGUGGGCGGAGACAUGUGGACGGACAUCGCGGUGGACGACAUCUCCUACACCCCAGAGUGUUUGGUUGGAGAACCCGUGACCCCAAAGCCUCUGACCUGCGGCGCAGACAUGUUCCAGUGUGCCUACUCCUUCCAGUGCAUCCCGAGGAGCUGGAAGUGCGACGGAGAGCCGGACUGCGCCGAUCACUCUGACGAAGAGCAGUGUCCGACCAUGGUGCCUGGCACUCUCCCUCCUCAAGGCCUCUGUCUCAGCGGCUACUAUCAGUGCUCAAACAAUCAGUGCGUCGCCUCCAUACUGCGCUGCGACGGAGUCUUCGACUGCCCCGAUGGAGAGGACGAGUACGGCUGCCCUCUGCUGCAGUGUAAGCCGGGAGAACUGGUGUGUGAAAGUGAAAGUUCGUCUGGUUGUGUCCCACUUCAGAAGCGCUGUGACGGCAUUGCCGAUUGUCUGCCUUUCCUCUCAGAUGAGUCCAGCUGCCUUGAUUGUCCUCCGACGUUUUGUCUGGAUCGCGGCUCCUGCCUCAUAGAAACCGGCGGGCCUGUUUGCACCUGCAAUCCGGGAUGGACAGGAAACCGUUGCCAGGUGAGGGAGAAACCGUCCCCAUGCACCCCGUCCCCGACACCAGAGGACCAAAAUCUGGAUGCUGUAUAUGUUGGCAUCGCCAUCGGGCUGCUGCUGCUCGUAGCUGGAGUCGCUGUGUGUGUUCUGGCUGCAUACAAAGAAAAGUGCCACUCAGUAAAGCCUGACCCGAUGAACUACGGGGGGAUGGAUAACCCGGACGGUGACUGGGGAGCAGAGCUUCCCUCCACGGAUGAAAGGCAGGGCAGUUUUCCCAGCAUUACGCCCCGGAGGAGUGAUGGUCGUGGGCUUUCUAUCAGUGUCUACCCCUGGAGGAAAGAGAGGGAGAGUUCAAGGAGGAAAGAUGCCAAGCUGUCCUUCUCUAACCCAAUGUACAAUUACCCUCCUAAUGCUAAUGGUGCCAACGCCAAAAGCUUUGAGGCAUAAACUUGAUGGACUUGCUAGCUAGCACUGUACGAAACAGGAAACAGUCGGAAUGACCCGCAGUAAUGAACCAACCAGCCCUGGAGUCAAGCCAGGUACUUUUAGACCAUUUAGCCAUCAGACGAAUGGACUUUUAAGAAGGACUUUUAAGAAUCGACACGACAUGCGAUCUGGAUCAAACUGUGUGUGUACACUACGACCUUAUUACAUCUCAGGUGAAAGCAGUAUUUUAAUGUCUGUACUUGUUAAUAGCAACAUUUUUAAUUUACUUGUGGCCGAUUUAGUGUUAAAAUUGAACUUGCAAUAUGUUUACCAGUUGUUAAAUUCACAAUAAAUACUAGUAAUCUGAGUCCAGGAACACUUGUGUAGAUUCAUCUGCAGAGGCUCUGAUCUGUGCACUGUGCUGCUUUGUUGCUGAGACUUACAUAGAUGAGAUGAUCGAUACCACUCUCAUAUUUGUCUGGUAAAUAUACGACUGCAGGCUCAACUGCUUAGCUUAGCAUAAAGACUGGAAAAUUGUUAGAGUGGCUCGGUCCAGAGGCGACAUGUGACUGCUGUUAACUCACUAAUUAACAUCUGUUAUAUCUGCAGUAAUUCUACAUGAGCAUGCUACAGGCUGUAGCUCGUAUUUACUGCACAGAUAUGUGUCUGAUAUUUAAUCAUUUAAAUAUUGACUAUGAAUUAAAACGGGUCAAAUUUCACUAUUAAACCUAUUUAAAGAGGGGCAUUAGUACAAAUCCACUGGACGCAUAACACAGCCAGUGUAGCCAGUGUUUUUUUAAUUAAGUGCUACAUCAUUAAUUUUCUAAAGAAUUGUUGAAGAACUGUGCUGGCAAAAGCAGAAAACAUCAAGUACCGUGAAUGGAAAUGCUGAACACACAGAACCUUUACACAGACCUCAUUAGUAAUCCCUCACAAGUGCAGAUAAAAUAGUUUGCCUCUGUUUUAUUUGCAAAUUAAAAUCCAUUACAAGUGC
This is a messenger RNA of Mugil cephalus (flathead mullet), 6600 nucleotides long. RefSeq names its product MAM and LDL receptor class A domain containing 1 (gene malrd1). Lineage: Eukaryota; Metazoa; Chordata; Actinopteri; Mugiliformes; Mugilidae. The coding region runs from base 147 to 5627 and encodes 1826 amino acids. Gene Ontology annotation, molecular function: protein binding. Gene Ontology annotation, cellular component: membrane. The transcript has 33 exons. The record is from RefSeq and is a predicted model, not a curated record.